Molecule: messenger RNA, 6496 nt
Organism: Pangasianodon hypophthalmus (striped catfish)
Lineage: Eukaryota; Metazoa; Chordata; Actinopteri; Siluriformes; Pangasiidae
Gene: rps6ka3b
Product: ribosomal protein S6 kinase, polypeptide 3b
Exons: 22
Coding region: 271-2475 (734 amino acids)
Biological process (GO): intracellular signal transduction; protein phosphorylation
Molecular function (GO): ribosomal protein S6 kinase activity; magnesium ion binding; ATP binding
Source: RefSeq, a predicted model, not a curated record
GGAGGGCAGCGCCGCGGGGAAGCGAGGAGGAGAAAGCCGAGCGGUGGCGGCGUUUUCGGAAUUACUGCACUCCUCAUCCCGGCGCUCACUUCCUCCCUCCGCGCGGGGCUUUUCCGGCUACUUCCGCGUCUCCGAGAGCGUCCAGGUGUUCACAUGAAACCGCUUGGAGGUCACCAAGUGCCGCUGGGGUUCUGAGAAACAGCCGCUUUUUGUAUUUAUAUAGAUAUUUCUGUGUGUGUGUGUGUGUGAGAGAGAGAGAGCGCGCGCGACAUGCCGCUGGCGCAGCUGGCUGACCCGUGGCGGAAGAUGGCCAUAGGGAGUGAGGACACUCAGCAGGUCUUGGAGGAUUCUUUAGGAGAGGAAGACAACCUGUCAUGUCAAGAUGACGUUCCGGUGAAGGAGAUCAGCAUCACGCAUCAUGUUAAAGAGGGCUCGGAGAAGGCCGACCCCAAGCAGUUCGAGCUGCGCAAGGUCCUGGGCCAGGGCUCCUUCGGGAAGGUGUUUCUGGUGAAGAAGAUUACCGGGCCGGAUGCAGGACAGCUCUACGCCAUGAAGGUGCUCAAAAAAGCAACACUGAAAGUACGCGAUCGUGUCAGGACUAAGAUGGAGCGAGACAUCCUGGUGGAGGUGAAUCACCCGUUCAUCGUUAAGCUGCACUACGCAUUCCAGACAGAGGGAAAGCUUUAUCUGAUUCUCGACUUCCUGAGAGGAGGAGAUCUGUUCACUCGUCUGUCCAAAGAGGUGAUGUUCACAGAGGAGGAUGUGAAGUUUUACCUGGCUGAGCUGGCUUUGGCACUGGACCAUCUGCACGGACUGGGAAUCAUCUACCGAGACCUCAAACCAGAGAACAUCCUGCUGGACGAAGACGGCCACAUUAAGCUGACGGACUUCGGCCUCAGUAAGGAGUCGAUCGAUCAUGAGAACAAGGCGUACUCGUUCUGCGGGACGGUGGAGUACAUGGCUCCCGAGGUGGUGAACCGGCGAGGCCACACCCACAGCGCUGACUGGUGGUCGUACGGCGUACUCAUGUUUGAGAUGUUAACCGGGACGCUUCCCUUCCAAGGCAAGGACCGCAAGGAGACCAUGACCAUGAUCCUAAAGGCGAAGCUGGGCAUGCCGCAGUUCCUCAGCUUGGAGGCUCAGAGUCUCCUCCGCAACCUGUUUAAACGAAACCCCUCCAACCGGCUGGGUGCAGGUCCAGACGGGGUUGAAGAAAUAAAGAGACACCACUUUUACGCCUCUAUUGACUGGAAUAAAUUAUUUCGGAGAGAGAUUCAGCCACCUUUCAAACCUGCUUCUGGGAGACCUGACGACACGUUUUACUUCGACCCAGAAUUCACAGCUAAAACUCCCAAAGACUCACCAGGUGUGCCCCCUAGUGCCAACGCCCAUCAGCUCUUCAGAGGUUUCAGCUUCGUGGCCAUCAGCUCAGAGGAGGAAACACAGCCACUGCAGAGUAACAUGAGCUCUAUAGUGCAGCAGCUUCACAGGAACACGUCUCAGUUCAGCGACUCGUACGAGGUGAGGGAGGACAUCGGCGUCGGCUCAUACUCCAUCUGCAAGCGCUGCAUUCAGAAAAGCACGGGCAUGGAAUACGCCGUCAAGAUCAUCAAUAAAGCCAAAAGGGAUCCGACGGACGAGGUGGAAAUUCUCUUACGCUACGGCCAGCAUCCCAACAUCAUCACUUUAAAGGAUGUGUAUGACGACGGCCGCUCGGUUUUCCUGGUGACGGAGCUGCUUAAAGGAGGGGAGCUGCUGGAUAAAAUCCUCAGACAGAAGUUCUUCUCUGAGAGGGAGGCUAGCGCUGUGCUCUACACCAUCACCAAGACCGUGGAGUACCUCCAUGCGCAAGGGGUGGUCCACAGAGACCUUAAGCCGAGUAACAUUCUCUACGUGGAUGAAUCCGGAAACCCUGAGUCCAUCCGGAUCUGUGACUUUGGCUUUGCCAAGCAGCUGAGGGCAGAGAACGGCCUGCUGAUGACGCCAUGCUACACUGCGAACUUUGUAGCACCAGAGGUGCUGAAGAAGCAGGGUUACGAUGCUGCGUGUGAUAUCUGGAGCCUGGGUGUCCUUCUCUACACAAUGCUGACAGGCUUCACUCCAUUCGCCAACGGACCCGAGGACACGCCAGAGGAGAUUCUGGCUCGGAUCGGCAGCGGGAAGUUCUCUCUCACCGGCGGAUACUGGAACUCCGUCUCAGCCGAGGCCAAGGAUCUGGUAUCUAAAAUGCUCCAUGUAGACCCUCAUCAGAGAUUAACAGCAGCACAAGUGCUUCGGCAUCCGUGGAUCAUUCACAAAGACCAGCUACCGAAAUACCAGCUCAACAGACAGGACGCUCCUCAUCUGGUCAAGGGGGCCAUGGCUGCGACGUACUCCGCCUUGAACAGGAACGUUCCCCCCAUACUGGAACCUGUGGGGUGCUCCAUUCUCGCUCAGCGCCGAGGAGUGAAGAAAGUGACCUCCACUGCUCUCUGAGGCUCCGCCCACCACACCAAUCAACCAACCACAGACCUCACGCCUGGCGCUGCACACGGCCCCGCCCGAUGCCCACCUGACGCCCACCUGAUGCCCAGCUUGCCGCCCAUCUGCCCCUCGACUAGAGGACAAGCCUGGACUCUGAGGACCCCUGGUGGACAAUCCAAAUCUUCCUCAUCUGCCCACGAAGCGGAUCAAUAAAAUCUUUGGCUUUUACAAUGAGCAAAACAUCCGGAACAUUCUGUGGACUUUUUUUUUUUCUUUUUUUUUUUGGGGAAACAAGAGACUCAGUCAUGCAUAUGAACUUGUAAUAUACUGUAAUAUUCUUUUUAUAAAGCUGGUAGAGAACAAUAUUAUUGUAUUGAAGAGACUGCAGGCUGUUGUAUUAUGAAAUGGCAUCAGAUAUCGACAAAUAUAAGCUAUUUCUCAGAAAAAAAACACUCCAAAUCAUAAUCUUGUUAUGGAGCUAAUAGAUUUUCAAACCUGAUUUUUUUUUUUUUAGAGGAACAAAAAUCAUACAUAAUGUUAAAUUAUUUACUUACCAUUCCAUAUAUGUAGAUAUAAACAUCAAUAUGUACAAAAAAAAAUCAGAGUAUUUUUACACUUAUACAUCAAGCAUUAGGGAAAAGCUUAACUCUGAUUGGUUAAGCACGAGUCUUAUGGAGCGUAUAAGCUGACAAGAAGGAUUUGAAUAUGAAUUUUAGAUAAUAUAUUGAUAAUGAUUAUACAGUACACUUCAUGUUAAAUUAAAUAGUUUUUUCAUCCAGAAGUGUUGUUUGGAAUUUGCCAAAGCAUAUAAUUCAAAUUACAGGUUAUGGUUUUGGGAUUUAAAAAAAAAAAAAGAACUCUAAAUACAAAUGUCAAAAAUUCAAAUCUUAAAAAUGCAGAUUUUAUGUAAAUUUUAUGUAAAUUAGGCCAAAGGAGGUGCAUCUGGGAUUCCUAGAGGAAAGCAGAUGUUUCAGAGGUCAAACAAAUAAAAAGGUUUAUUUUCUCUUCAGAUUUUCUACAGUGAUGUUAAACACUCGAUGCCCAGUGUAACUAUUUAGGUAACAUUCUAGCUAGUUAGGCUUUAGCUAGUCUUUUAGUCUUUCAGACGUUAGCUAUUUCAAUCAGAACGUGAGAACGUUAGAUGCAUGUACAUCAUUACAGGUUGUAUCUUUCUGACCGUUACGAUUUCGCAGUCAUGGAUGUGAGCAUGAAAGAUGACUGUGAUCAUUGAAAUGCUCUGAAAGCAGCUACUUUUCCCUGGGAAUCCUGGAUGAUUCAUGUUUUACAUAAAAUUUACAUAAAAUCUAUAGUUUUAAGAUUUGUAUUUAAAUCUCUAAACCGUAACCUGUAAUUUCAAAUUAUAUUUCAAACAUUGGUGAAAAUGUACAUUUAUUAAAUACACCACAGGGGAAAAAAGUAUUUAAUGUGACGUGUGUGUAUGUAAUUCACAUCUAUAUAUUCAUAUUCAAAGCCUUUAUAUCAGCUUCAGUAUAAGCCUCAUGUAGUCUCAAACCAAUCACAGGACUUCCUUUUUCUUUUUUCCUUUAAAUUUAUGCAUCUUAAUGAAAAUCCCUAAGUCAUGUGAGGGUGUGAAAAUGUUGACAGAUCCAUGAGAGAAGAAACAGAAGCAGAAACUCAUCUUCCGCUUUACAGACGGCAUUAAAGGGCGCACAAACACACAACAGCACGUGACUGUAAAUAUUUAGAAAACUCAGGUUUACGAAACGCAUAAAGGCAUUGCAUAAAAAUAUUCAGAUAUGCUCACGUUUUUCACGUGUGUUUGUGAAAAGAAUUCAGUCGAGGCGAAAGUGGAUUUCGAAACAUUACUCAAUAUAUUUUUUAUAAAUGCACCAAAUAGAUGCUUUAAAUUAUUUUAGUGGGUGGAAAGCUAGCAGUUGUGCUUGGUGUGUGUGUGUGUGUGUGUGUGUGUGUGUGUGCUCACCAUAUUUUGAGUGAAGUUGCAUUUUGCUCUCAUUGUAGUCUUUCUUAAAUUGAAAAGAAAAUGCUGGAACACGUUCCUGUUGCUGCUGUUUUGUGCUUUAAUCAUCACUCUUUUUAUGUGGAGUAAACUUUUACAUUUUUAUGAAGAAACAAAGAAUGAGGUUUUUCAAAUUCAGCCCAUAUAGUGACAUAUUAAAAAAUAGGAAUAUGCAUUCCCUGGCCACUUUAAUAGGAACAUUCAUGCGGUUAUCCAAUCAGCCAAUUAGCUGAUUGCAGCAGCUCAGUGUAUAAAAUCAUGCAGAUACAGGUCAAGAGCUUUGGGUUAAUGUUCAUCAGAAUGGGGGAAAAAUCUCUCGGUGGUGUGGUUGUUGGUGCUAUACGGGCUGGUGUGUGUAUUUCAGAAUCUCCUGGGAUUUUCACUCCUAGGUGUCUGUACAUGGAGUGGUACGGAAAAACAAAAAACUUCAGUUCUGUGAAAAGGUCUUGUUGAUGAGAAAGACUGGCCAGAUUUGUUCGAGCUGACAGGAAGUCUACAGUAACCACUCUUUACAACCAUGGUGAGCAGAAAACAGCAGAAGACCACUUCCAAUCAGCCAAAACACAGGCUCACCCAAACUGGACAGGUGAAGACUGGAAAAAGCCCAGGCGACAUUUUUCAGCUGUCCAGUUGGAUAAUGAGCAGGUUGCCGGUGUUCCUAUUAAAGUGGCCGGUGAGCUUACAGCACUACUGUCCAAGCUAGGAAGGAUCAGCAUGGGCUCUUCUUCACGUGGAGUCUGUCAGGCAUUGUCAGGAGGGGACCUCGUGUAGUUUUUUCAGUACUGGAACUCACAGUCCACCUUUAUCAAAGCUACUAUAUCUUUCUCACAGUUAGAAACCUGUUCUUGUCAUUUGAAUUGAACGUGUUUAUUCCAAACAUCACUAACUCCGAAAAAAUAAGCUUAUAAGUCAUUUAAAUUGGGAUGUAAUAUGUUAUGUCGGUGGAAAACUCAGGAAUGAAAAAAGCUCCAAUAAUUACUGUACACAUUUCGAAUAUGAGUCUAAUAUUUGAAAAGUUGGAAUGUGUUCAUAAAAUAAAUCUGUACUGAGCGAAUCCAUGGAAGUUAUUUUACACUGAGAGAGGUCCUUGUGUACAAAAAGUUUGAGAAGCGCCGGUAAUUCUAUCAUCGAGAACCAAAUUUCAAGCUGAAUAAAGAAAGAAUAAUGACUGCUUCGCGAUGUUAAACGCCUGUCAUGAGACACUGCGUGAGUAACACAAAUAUAGGUUUUAUUUUUACAGUAGUCAGUCUAGAAAGAAAAAUCAUCCUCAGUGAUUAGAGUCAUUUUUUCAGCUUCAACACAAAUAAUCUAGCUGCCUAUAUGACAUGCUCCUGCUCUCGCACGAUGCUUUUAUUCCUGUUUUACUAGUUUAGUCAAUAUAAUACAGAAAUAUCUGUAGUGCCCUUUUAUAGAUUGUUAUAAAUACACACUAUACAGCCAAAAGUUUGUGCACACCUGACCAUCACACCCAUCCCAUUCCAGAUUUAUUCCCCCUUUGCUGUUAUAAUGAGCUCCACUCUUCUGGGAAGCUUUCCACUAGAUGUUGGAGCGUGGCUGUGGGGAUUUGUGUUCAUUCAGCUACAAGAGCAUUAGUGAGGUCAGGCGCUUUGUGCACAGGGGCAUUGUCAUGCUGGAACAGGUUUGGGCCUCUCAGUUCCAGUGAAGGUUAAUUGUAAUGCUACAGCACACAAAGACUUUCUAUACAGUUGUGUGCUUUAAACUUUGUGGUAACAGUUUGGGGAAGAACCACAUAUGAGUGUGAUGGUCAGAUCUCCGCAAACAGUACUUUUGGCCGUAUAGUGUACAUACAAACAUAAACAAAGAAACAAACACAUACAUUUGGUGCAACAGCUACGACAUAAGAUAGUGAAGAAACUUUCCACCCUCAAUACCACGACUGAGGUGAGACCCUUGAGCAAGGCACCGUACCCCCAAUUGGCUGCCCACUGCUCCGGGUGUGUGUUCACGGUGUGUGUGUGUGUGUUCACUACUGUGUGUGUGCACUUGGAUGGGUUAAAUGCAGAGCACAAAUUCCGAGUAUGGGUCACCAUACUU